AAAAGCACUGAACAAACACUAACAAAGAGCCCAACAGAAACUAGAUGCCCCGAUGUAACGCCACAUGAGGAACACGAUCAAACGAGCCCCCCGUUAAAAGGGAACGGUGAGCCAGCGGCAAAUAAGUCAAGUCACGAUGGGGGAUCAAGCUCAUCUGUCAGCCUGUAUGAAAAAAGCAGUGGUAAGAAAACAUCAGCUACAAGUGAUGAGUAUGCAUCUAGAAAGAAACGCAGCAAGAAAGAAACAAGCAGAAGUACUGAUUUGGCUGCAAGUAGGAAACCCAAAGAUGGAAAAAUGUCAUCAAGUACAGCUCCUCAGUUAAUGCCAAAUGAGAAGCAUAAAGACUGGGACGCAAAUGAUGUCACUGAGCCUUCACCAGACUUUACAUGUCACGACAUAUCAAUGGAAAGUACUGAGCCAAUUCAAAAUAAGACUAGUGACCAUGAACAGGUAGCAUCAAAUGAAAGUCCAGUUCAGGCAGAACCCAUUGAGGGGAACACAUCCUCAAUUUCAAGUCCUGACCUAGCACAAAAGAAGCAGAGUGAAGGAAAACUAGCUUCUCCUUCAAACACUGAAAUGGCACAAAGUAAGAAUUCUAACAGUGACGAAGCCACAUUGGCCGAAAGUACAGAAACAUCGCCAAGUAAGAUGCCUGGUGAUGAGACUACAAGUACUACAUCAACCUCAAGUAGGAACCAUACACAUCAGAGAACAUCAUCAACCAGAAGCAGGGAUUUAACAAAACACAAGAAGCAUAGACAUAGAGAUGCAAAGUCUUCAAGUAGUAAGGAAGCAGCACUGCUGAAAAGACAAAAUGAUGGGAGCGCACCAUCAGGAGGAAGCACCGACCCAACACAACGGAAAAGACAUAAGGAUCAGAGUGGGGAAUCCACCCAAACUACAGAGGCAAGACACAGUAAGAGAAACAACAAUGGGAGCAAAAAAUCAAGUGGAAGUACUGAUCCAACACAAAAGAAGAGACAUAGGGAAGGUGAAAAACGCUUAAAGGCAUCAAGCCAGAAUGAUGGUGGUAAUGCCAAAGAUGAGGAAGAUCCUUACAAGUGUGACCGGUGUGGCAAAGUGAUGUCCAACUUCAAAAACUACAAAUUUCAUAUGAAGAGCCACACAGUUGAGAAGACGUUCAAAUGUGAGACUUGUGGCAAGAUGUUCCGGGAAAGUUGGGAUUUAAAUAAACAUUUAGUGAUUCAUUCAGCCGAGAAACCCUUCAAGUGCGACGUCUGUGGAAACGGGUUCAACCGACGUUAUAAUCUCGACCUGCACGUCAGGGUUCACACUGGGGAAAAGCCUUACAAAUGCAGCACCUGCGGGAAAAGCUUCAGCGCCUGUGUGAACAUGAAGAAGCACAUGAGAAUCCACACCGGUGAGAAGCCUUACACUUGCAACGAGUGCGGUAAAGAGUUUGCGGAUUCUUCUGCUUUCAAGAAUCAUUCGCGAGUGCACACGGGGGAAAGGCCCUUCAAGUGUACCUACUGCAAGAAAAAAUUUGCUACCAACACGACUUUGAAAAGGCACACCAGAACACAUACAGGUGAAAAACCGUAUAAAUGCACCGUAUGUGAUAAGGCGUUCAGUCACAAAACCGACCUGAAAGGACACAUGAGGAUGCACACUGGCGAGAAGCCCUACAAAUGCAUUAGUUGUGGGGAACAGUUCUCCACCUGGUUAAAACUUCAUAAGCAUAAAGCACGUGCACAUGCAAGCGAAUCAGAAAAACCCGCCGAAUAACUGGUCGUAGCAAAUGAAUUAACUUGUUUUUGCUUUUCGUUUUCUUGUGAUUUACUUCAUAGUUUUGAAUUUUUUGGACAUUCCAGGUGUUGAGGUCAAACAGGGUUCUUUAUUGUGUAU
Neolamprologus brichardi is the source of this 1866-nucleotide messenger RNA. RefSeq lists its product as uncharacterized. Gene Ontology annotation, biological process: regulation of gene expression. Lineage: Eukaryota; Metazoa; Chordata; Actinopteri; Cichliformes; Cichlidae. The record is from RefSeq and is a predicted model, not a curated record. Gene Ontology annotation, cellular component: nucleus.